Kwoniella botswanensis is the source of this 909-nucleotide messenger RNA. RefSeq lists its product as uncharacterized. The transcript is spliced from 4 exons. Gene Ontology annotation, cellular component: cytosol. Gene Ontology annotation, molecular function: aldose reductase (NADPH) activity. Lineage: Eukaryota; Fungi; Basidiomycota; Tremellomycetes; Tremellales; Cryptococcaceae. The record is from RefSeq and is a predicted model, not a curated record. Bases 1 to 909 code for a protein of 302 amino acids.
AUGUCAAGAACGAUCAGGUUGUCCGAUGGAAAAUCUAUUCCAGCCAUUGGAUGGGGAAAUGGCACGGGUGGACUCUUCGGUAACCAUGAUCCUGCUAUCACGAGUGGCGUGCAAGCUUUAAAAGCUGGUAUCUGUCAUAUCGAUACUGCAGAAAUAUACAAGACCGAACAAGCUACGUAUGAAGCCUUGAAACAGGCUGGUGUCAAAAGGGAAGAUGUUUGGAUCACAACGAAGAAUCUAUCUCCUGACAUCGAGGUCGUCCGAUCCAAUGUGCAAGAAAGAAUUAACUUAUUAGGUUCCAAGCCUGAUCUCCUUCUCAUCCAUUUCCCUACUGUCCCUCAAGCAGGGACAACAAGUCAAUUUUGGACUAUCCUAGAGGACUUGGUAUAUGACGGUACUCUCGAAGGAGUGAGUCUGGGAGUCAGCAACUUCCGACCUCAAGAUCUUGAAGCUGUCCUGAAAGUAGCCAGAAUCAAGCCCGUUGUUAAUCAACUGGAGUAUCAUCCAUAUGUGCUCGAGCACCUCCAACCUGUCCUUGACAUUGGUAAAAAACACAAUAUAAUCACCGAAUCUUACGGACUCCUCACACCAAUCCUUCGACAUCCUACUGGUGGUCCCCUCAAACCAGUAUUGGAGAAAAUCGCCAAACGACUUUCUUCCGAGACCGGCAAAGAGGUCGAUACAGCUUCGGUCCUCACAUUAUGGGCAUUGCAGAAGAAUGUUAUAGUAGUUACGUCUUCGAGGAACCCUGAUAACCUCAAAAAGAUCUGCGAAAUUGAUUCGUUACCUCAAUUGAGUAAAGAGGAAUUGAAUGAGAUUGAGGAGGCGGGACGAAAAGUUCAUUUCAGACAUUACAAGGCACAUAUGUCCAAGGACUUCCCUAAUCCCAAUCUCCCCGAAGAUAUCUGA